AUGGCAAAAAAGAUGACCAAAGGUAGGCAAAAGAUACAAAUGACCAAAAUGUCAAAAGAAAGCAACCUUCUUGUUACUUUCUCAAAACGUCGUUCUGGUCUUUUCAAAAAAGCUAGCGAACUUUGUACGCUUUGUGGUGUUGAAAUAACGAUUGUUGUUUUUUCACCAGGUCAUAAAGUCUUCUCUUUUGGUCAUCCUAAUGUUGACUCCAUCGUUAAUCGCUUCCUCACUCGUAACCCUACUAGUUCUUCUACCACUUGUCAACUUGUUGAAGCUCAUAGAAACGCGAAUGUACGCGAACUGAAUGCGCAACUCACAGAGAUUCUCAAUCAAUUGGAGUUCGAGAAAAAACGCGAAGUUGAAAUUGAGAAAAUUAAGAAGGCUAAAAUAGGGCAGAAUUGGUGGGAAAGUCCAGUGAAUGAACUUGGACUUGGUGAAUUGGAACAAUUGAAAUUGGGAAUGGAAGAAUUCAAGAAAAAUGUUAUCAAACAAAUGCAAAAAAUAAUUUUUGAGGCUUCAAAGACCCCUGCAUUUUUUCUUGGAGGGUCUUCUUCUAGUGGAGGCCAAGUUGAUGUCAAAAAUAUCAAGGGGUUUGGACUUUCUAUGGCUACCAAUGGGCAUAAUACAAGUUUUCCAUGA
Molecule: messenger RNA, 639 nt
Organism: Solanum dulcamara
Lineage: Eukaryota; Viridiplantae; Streptophyta; Magnoliopsida; Solanales; Solanaceae
Product: agamous-like MADS-box protein AGL62
Exons: 1
Coding region: 1-639 (212 amino acids)
Biological process (GO): regulation of transcription by RNA polymerase II
Molecular function (GO): DNA-binding transcription factor activity, RNA polymerase II-specific; RNA polymerase II cis-regulatory region sequence-specific DNA binding; protein dimerization activity
Source: RefSeq, a predicted model, not a curated record